Molecule: messenger RNA, 3876 nt
Organism: Talaromyces amestolkiae
Lineage: Eukaryota; Fungi; Ascomycota; Eurotiomycetes; Eurotiales; Trichocomaceae
Exons: 5
Coding region: 1-3876 (1291 amino acids)
Biological process (GO): cellular response to starvation; macroautophagy; endosomal vesicle fusion
Cellular component (GO): late endosome; HOPS complex
Molecular function (GO): protein binding
Source: RefSeq, a predicted model, not a curated record
AUGGAUUUACCAGGUGCUGCUUAUGGCAGUCGGGAUGCCGAUUCCUUAAAAAAAAAGACMCCGCCCGCCGAAUCUUUCUCCCAUCCCCCCGCCGUCGACUCGUCCCGCGACAACAGCGAGGAGGAGCACGAUGCACGGAAGCAGAACGAUUUCGCCGAUGAUGACGAGGACGAAGAUGAAGGCGAAGAUGACGACGAGGGCGACGACGACGAAGAAGAAGACGAGGAACCUCGAUUGAAGUACGUUUACUUGACGAAAUGCCUACCCUCACUAUAUCGCGCGGGCGACGCAACAAGUGCACUUCUAGUUGGAGGAGAUAGAAUGAUCGUCGGAACACAUAAUGGCAACGUUAAUGUGCUAUCGUUACCAACGCUCAGAGCUCUCCGUGUUUAUACAGCGCAUUCAGCAAGCGUAACCUCUAUUUCAAUAUCGCCAUCGCUACUGUCUCAUACUAUUAUACGACGCAAUGCGAUCAACAGAUCUCCCGAAGAGGAUAACGCCCCUUCUCCGAAUGCGUCGCUUCGAUCGAAGAGCAAGCCUGCACCCACACCCGGACUGCCACCAACGCCCUCAAAUUCUAUACAUAUAGCUACCUCGUCGAUAGAUGGAAACGUGUGUAUAUAUUCGCCGCUUGAUCCGAAGGAUGUCCUUCUCCGGAACUUCGGCCGACCAGUUCAAACCGUGGCAUUGUCUCCAGAAUACAAGAGUGACAGACAAUAUCUUUCAGGUGGUCGUGCUGGGCAGCUGAUUCUUACUGUUGGAGGCCGAGCGGGUACAACAGAAAAAUCUACAACCUUGAGUGGUGCAGCUUCAGGAGCUGGAUGGCUAGGAUCUCUGGGCUUGGGUGCCAACUCGGGAAAAGAUACUGUCUUACACAGUGGUGAAGGAGCAAUCAACACCAUAAAAUGGUCAUUAUCUGGGAAGUAUGUGGCUUGGGUGAACGAAGAAGGCAUCAAAAUCAUGCGGUCAAACCUACAUCUGGAGGCAGGCGACGCAGAAUUCGCAUGGACCCGAAUAAGACACGUAGACAGACCUAAUCGACCACAAUGGGAGGAAAUGGCUAGUGUCUGGAAAGCGCACGCUGAAUGGGUUGACAUGAAAGCAUUUGAAUUACCCGAAAAUAGCGAUACCGAAUCUAUCUUAGGACAACAGAGUACUAGCGGUGCACCAGAAGUUGAGAAACUCGUGGUCGGCUGGGGAGGCACUAUUUGGAUUAUCAACGUAUACCCAGAUCGUAUGCCACCUCCUGGAACGCGAGCAGGGAACCGAAAACUCGGAGAUGCUGAGGUUGUCACAAUUUUACGAACCGACUCCAUCAUUUCAGGAGUUUCCAUGUACAGUGCAAAGCUUUUACUUGUUCUAGCAUACCUGGAAAGUGAAAAGAGCGACCUCGAGGAGCAGCCACAGAGUAGUCGUCGACACAAGGCAGCCGAACCCGAACUUCGCCUCAUCGAUCUCGAAACACAGGAGGAAGUAAGCGCCGAUACGCUCUCAGUCACUCGGUACCAAAACCUUGCUUCAUCCGAUUAUCAUAUGAGCAUUAUGAGACCACCACGCAUAACAGCGGCCGCUGUACAGCGGGGCGCAUUGGGUGCUUUAGGCACGGGUCUCUUGGACGCAACACUGUACCCAGCUAGACUUUUCACAUCGAGUUCUAGUAUACGAAGUAGCGGCAGUAAUGGUGAUAGGGGUUCUGAAAGGGUUGCCGCGUCAUUCAUGUCCAGUUCAGUGUCGGGAAGUUCCACAAUUCCAAAAGAGGUCCAGACUCUUGUAACUGCCAAAGGCCUCAAGGUCUUUGUUCAUAGUCCAUAUGAUUGCAUCGCAGCCAUGUCAAGAGAUUUAUCGGAUCACCUUGCAUGGCUGGAAUCGCAUCAGAAGUACGAAGAGGCAUGGAUUCUCGUUGAUCAGAACCCGAGUAUUCUGAAYCCMCCAGCCGAGCCACAGACUGAAGCAUUUACAAGAUCUCAGACCAGUCUGGUGGACUUUUUUGCUGAUGACAGCUCUUCAGUCAUGACAGCAGGUCAGCCGCUGAGCGCGAAUGCUAGAAUUGAGAAGCGCCGUAUUGGCGAACUCUGGAUCGAACAACACAUUCAGAACAAUGGUUGGGCCACUGCCGGGGAGAUCUGUGCUAAAGUCCUUGAUAUUCCUGAGAGGUGGGAACACUGGAUUUGGAAAUUCGUUGAGGCCGGCAAAUAUGACGAAAUUGCUCAGUAUAUCCCAGUGAACACGCGACCUCCUCUUCCAUCAGCUAUCUUUGAUGCGUUCCUCGAACACUAUGUGUCUCACAACCGCCAAACAUUCGAGCAUCUGCUAUCUAAAUGGCCACCGGAGCUUUUCAAUAUUGGACAAGCAAUUUCAAACAUUGAAGACCGUUUGGAGUCGGAAAAGAUUCCAAGUGAUUCGAAUGACUGGCAGAUUCUGACGGGGAGCCUUGGAAAAUUGUUCCUAGCUAACGGACAACAUCGUGAGGCCUUGCGGUGUUACAUACGACUACAGGAUGCGGAAGAGGCCCUACGUUUGAUUAGUGAAUAUCGUCUGGCAGACGCUAUUUCUGACGAUGUUUUGGAUUUUAUACUACUCCGUGUCUCUAAACAUCAGUUGGCGAAAGCUCCGAUUUCAGAAUUGGAGCAAGCGACAGCAGAGUCGAUUAGUAUACUUGUUCGGGAGGCAUACAAUGGUAUUGUUCGUCCAGAAACAGUUAUUUCGCAACUUUACAUCGCAUCCGGCCGCCUGUAUCUUUUCUUCUACCUGCGCGCAUUGUGGAAAGGUGAAGCUCACCCAUCAAAAGCAGAGGCAAAGACUCAGCUUCGUGGCCGCGGUCGCCAUGCUAGGGAUGCAGCAGAAAAACUGGCCGCCGAUGAAGGCAGAAGUCUUGUUGAGCCCUUUGCGGAUACUACGUUAGAUCUCUUUGCCGACUAUGACAGGCAACUGCUCAUGGAUUUUCUGCAAGCGAGUACAGCUUAUUCCUUUGACGAGGCUUGCAGGAUUUGUGAAGAGAAACACUACACUUCAGAAUUGAUAUAUCUUCUGUCUAAGACUGGGCAGACAAAGCGAGCAUUGAACCUCAUACUUUCCGACCUGAACGACGUCUCCCAAGCAAUCAACUUUGCCAAGUCGCAAGAUGAUCCCGACUUGUGGGAGGAUCUACUUAGUUAUUCAAUGGACAAGCCGAUCUUCAUCCAUGCCUUGCUUACCGAAGCUGGCACAUCUAUCGACCCAAUCAAACUCGUGAGACGUAUUCCGAGUGGAUUGGAAAUUGAAGGGCUCCGCGACGGACUUACCAGGCUACUUCGAGAUCAUGAUAUCCAAGCAAGUAUAAGUCAAGGGGCAGCGAAAGUGCUGCAGGGUGAAGUUGCCAUUGGGAUGGAUGCCUUGAGACGAGGCCAGCGGCGAGGAAUAAAGUUUGAUGUUCGCAAAUCGUCUGAUAAUGAAAGCGUACUUGAAAAGCCAGCUGACAGUGAAGAUGCGGGAGCUGUUGCGACUGGAACGGAUAAUGACGAUGUUCUUUCAAGUAUAACUGGACCGGUUGCUAGGUCUCGUCGCGUAGCACCUGGUCAAUGUGGAGGUUGUUUGGAACCUUUUCAUGGGAAUGAAAAGGAAUUAUUGGUGGGAUUCGCUUGCGGCCAUGUUUUUCACCUGUCUCACGUCCAAGAAUUGGGGCACUCCCAUGACAAUGAAUCGGCAAACUCUAGCGAGACAACACGACCCCCGCAGGAAGAUGAUAAUGAAGAUGAGUAUCAACUCUAUACGACGUCUCGCACCGUGGGACCGAAAGUCAUCACUGCCCGACUGAUACGAGAUAAAAUUGGAGAUGGCUGCAGGAUAUGUGCCAUAAACAGGCAAGUAGCCAAUGCCGCGGCUCCGGGAAAUGCGUAG